GGGAGUGUCUUCGCGACGUGUACGAGGUGCUUCUUGUUAUCUACAUUCUGUGUUUCUUCCGUUGACUGCUUCUGGGCGUAUUACUGAACAAUCAAGCUCCAGGUGUCUCACCUGACCAGACCAACAAGCCAUCUUUCAUCAUGCCUGAAGCCUACCACGCCCAUCCAGACUACGGCUACGCCCGCGAUUUUAAGGGCUAUGGCGAGAAAGGCCUCGCCUGUCCAUGGCCUAACGACGCCAAAAUCGCAGUCUCCUUCGUCAUCAACUAUGAAGAGGGCGGCGAACGCUCAGUCCUAGCAGGCGACGGGGUCUCCGAAACCAACCUCCGCGAGAAUCCCAUGGGCCCCGCAAAACACAACGAGCGCAAUUACAGCGUUGAGUCAGAAUACGAAUACGGCUCCCGCGCAGGCUUCUGGCGCCUCUUCCGCCUCUUCAACUCCCGAAAGAUGAAGUUCACCCUCUACGCCGUCGCCCAGGCCGUCGAGGAGCAGCCCGAGGUUGCGACGCGGUGCGUGGAGGAGGGCCACGACGUUGCCUCGCACGCUUACCGCUGGAUCGAUUACCACGACAUGCCGAUCGAGACGGAGAAGGAGUAUAUCCGAAAGUGUAUCACUUCGCUCAAGAGGCUGACGGGAUAUGCGCCUAAGGGAUGGUACUAUGGUCGUAACUCGCCGCAUUCGAGGACGCUUGUGCCGCAGGUAUAUGAGGAGAUGGGGGAAGAUCUUGUGUGGGCGAGUGAUACGUACGCCGAUGAUGUGCCGUACUGGGUAGAUCUACCCACUGAGCGGGAGAAGGUUGAUCCAAAGGGGUGUCUGAUGGUGCCGUAUAGCUAUGACUGUAAUGACUUUAAGUUCCACGUCACGGGGUCUGGGUUCCGCGAUCCACAGGGGUUCUACACACAUUUGAAGAACGCAUUUGAUGUGUUGUACGAGGAGGGACAGGAGGGGAUGCCCAAGAUGAUGACGAUUGGGUUACACUGUCGUAUCGUGGGACGGCCGGGAAGAUUGGCUGCAUUGAGGGACUUUGUGGAUUAUAUUGCGAAGAAAGAGGGCGUUUGGGUUGCUACGAGGACUGAGAUUGCGGAGGCGUUCAAGGCGAAGUAUCCGUACAAGAAGGGCCAAUUGGCAUGAGAGACUAGAAGGUGUCGAUAGGAUGUUGAUAUUGGGAUGUUUCAUGAAGGCUCUUUUGCACUGUUCGCUCCCUUCACUCACUGAGCUUAGUAUUGCCUCCAGAUUCGCUUCACCACCACAUCCACCGCCCCUUCAGCCCGAAGUACUCUAAAAUUCUUUAAAAGGAGAAACACAUAAUAACACUAGGAUCGGGCAAUCCUAAAAAUGGGAAAGUAUGGUGAGAAAAGCAAAAGAAUGAUCAGUGGGAGGCUUGAACUCCCGGCCUUGGCAUUACUCAAC
Colletotrichum godetiae is the source of this 1409-nucleotide messenger RNA. RefSeq names its product polysaccharide deacetylase. The record is from RefSeq and is a predicted model, not a curated record. The coding region runs from base 141 to 1130 and encodes 329 amino acids. Gene Ontology annotation, biological process: carbohydrate metabolic process. Gene Ontology annotation, molecular function: hydrolase activity, acting on carbon-nitrogen (but not peptide) bonds. Lineage: Eukaryota; Fungi; Ascomycota; Sordariomycetes; Glomerellales; Glomerellaceae. The transcript has 2 exons.